This is a messenger RNA of Cicer arietinum (chickpea), 1536 nucleotides long. Its product is annotated as NADH kinase. Gene Ontology annotation, molecular function: NAD+ kinase activity. Gene Ontology annotation, biological process: NAD+ metabolic process; NADP+ biosynthetic process. NCBI's taxonomy places the organism in Eukaryota, Viridiplantae, Streptophyta, Magnoliopsida, Fabales, Fabaceae. The record is from RefSeq and is a predicted model, not a curated record.
UUAAUAGUUAAUUUAUGGACGAAAAAUAAAACAUAACAUAGCAAUUACAUCCAAAAUAUAAUGAGUAGUAUGCCAUUAAGCCUUUGCCCAAUUUGAAAACAGUUGAGGGAGCAAAAACAAAUGUCGAUGAAGAGAUUGUUGCUGCUGCUAAAACCCUUUGCUGUAUCACCGCAACCUUCUCAUACUCACCCUCAAGUCUUACACUUCUUGAAUAAUAGGCAUAAGGUGCACCAUGAUUCAAUAAACUUUUGUCAAGAAAUUCUGCGGAAAAAGUCGGUUGAAUGGAAAGCUGUGCUUCGAAACAAUUUGACAGAGCCCAUCAAUGAUGUGGACCUGGUUGUUACAAUUGGUGGUGAUGGAACUCUUCUGCAGGCCAGCCAUUUAAUGGAUGACAAAAUUCCUGUUCUUGGAGUGAACUCUGAUCCUACACGGAUUGACGAGGUGGAACAAUUCAGUGGUGAGUUUGAUGCUACCAGAAGUACCGGUCAUCUUUGUGCUGCAACUGUUGAAAACUUUGAACAAGUUUUAGAUGAUAUACUCGAAGGCCAAAUUAUUUCUUCUGAAUUAACAAGGAUCAUGAUAUCUGUAAAUGCACUACGCUUGUCAACUUAUGCUCUCAAUGAUAUCUUAGUUGCACAUCCGUGUCCUGCUUCACUCUCUAGGUUCUCCUUCAGAAUCACAAAAGACGACCGACCAUGUUCCCGACUAGUUAACUGUAGAUCAAGUGGUCUAAGAGUUUCAACAGCUGCUGGUUCAACAGCCGCCAUGCAUUCAGCAGGCGGAUUUCCGAUGCCCAUUUUAUCUCGUGAACUCCAGUACAUGGUAAGGGAGCCUAUUUCACCAAUGGCAGUGUCGGACUUUACCCAUGGAUUGAUUAAACACGACCAAAAAAUGAGCGCUACAUGGACUUGUAGAAAAGGUGUGAUAUAUAUUGAUGGUUCUCAUAUCAACUUCACCAUUCAAGAUGGAGACAUCGUUGAGAUUUCUUCCCAAGCACCUAGUUUAAAAGUUUUCUUGCCUCAUCACUUGUUACAAUUAGAAAAGAUGUGAAGCAGAGUGAAUUUCAGUGUAUCAUCAUCACCUUAAGAAGGAUACAUUUUUGUUUGAGGAUAUUUGUGAGCAAUGAAAAAGUUUAGGCCACAUGUGCUUACAUGGCUUUUAAGCAUGCAAUGCCUUUUACUUCUUAAGGGUUGAGGUACAAAUACGCUGAUAUCAAAGCCAUAAAUAUGAAGCUGACUUGACUUUAAAAUUCAGCAGGAUGAAGUUUCUGAUCUUAAGUAUCAGUGAGGGGAGCUUUUGCAUACUGAAAAUUAUGUGAUUCCUCAAAGUGGCAGGGUCAUUUAGCUAAUAAACAGUGCAUUUCUUGUUAUAUCUUUUGCUAGGACAGUUUAUAUAGGUGUCUAUAGAUGGAUCAAUAGUUUUGUUAGACUCUCCAAGUUAAAAAAGUAACAUUUUGAACAUGUUUAUUGUAUUUUGUUGUAAAUAACUGUAAAGAGUGCCUUUUAAUCCAAUUAUGUACUGACUUUCAUUUAUUUA